Molecule: messenger RNA, 5741 nt
Organism: Papilio xuthus (Asian swallowtail)
Lineage: Eukaryota; Metazoa; Arthropoda; Insecta; Lepidoptera; Papilionidae
Gene: dnc
Product: phosphodiesterase dunce
Exons: 11
Coding region: 564-3191 (875 amino acids)
Biological process (GO): signal transduction
Molecular function (GO): 3',5'-cyclic-nucleotide phosphodiesterase activity
Source: RefSeq, a predicted model, not a curated record
AUAAUUCAAAAGUAAACAAGAUGUCUGAGAGCAAGCAAUUGGAAGCCGGUCAGCAGCUCGUUAAGAAGACAAUGGACGAGUUGAUACAACAGAAACAAACUACAGAAAAAGUCACCAUUCAGGCGAGACAAGAGUUCCGCGAACACUUUGAACAGAGUUACGAAGAGGAGUUCGAGGAGGAAACUUUCAUCGAUCAGUUCGGAAAUGAGACCACCAAGAGAGUGGAGUCGAGCAGUGAGAGUUCAGAACACUCGAAGAGCGCCAAUGUGCAGGUGAAGGCGACAGGUCUGAACGCGGAGCAAGUGAAGGCCCUCACAGACUGCGCCAACGAGGCGGGUCAACUCGCGCUCGACUCCAAGCCCGCCAAUUGAGACAUGUGUCGUUUAAAGUGCGUGUGGUGGUCUCAAAGAGUGAUAAAGACUGUGUCCAGUGUUCCUUUCUAAAUGUUAUCAUAAAUUUAAGUUUACUUUUAUAAAUGCAAUAAAUGUUUUAAUCAAAAAUGGUGUAUUGAAUUUGUGCAGUAAAGUCCAAGUUGUAAUAGGUGACUCAGAAAAGAAACUAAAAUGGAGGAGGAAGACGACGAGCGGAAAGUCCGUAGGCAAAAGCUGGCGGCUUUCAGCUCCCUUAACGCACGUAUCGUGCAUUCCUCAUUAGAGGAGGGAUUCCUACGCCAGCAAGCGUCCUCUGAAUCCGCCGAUGCUAAUACAUCCAGCAUUUCAACAGCUCAGUUCAGUGAUAGAAGUUUCGUAUCUAAGACGAGUACAUUCUCCCGAAGCGGUACCUCUAGUUCGAGUCAAGAGGAAUGUGAGGUGGCACAGACGACCAUAACGAGUGGCCAGUACCUGGCAGCCGCGAGAGUGGAGACGGCUCGUUCGAUGGAGAGCCUUCGUCCGAGCAAAGACACAUCUCCGGCGCGACCGGCGAGCUCCUGUACCACGGUACGGAUUCAUCGUAGCUCCUUCUUAACGGCAAGCGAGCGAGAUGUGCGGGAGUCCCGUGGGCUGCCGGCACGGCGUGCGCUGUCAGGCGAGGACAUGGGAAAUUCGGCGGAAAAGCGACGUGGGCUGUUCGCGAGCACUGAGCGGCGGGCUCUACAACAGCUGAGCUUGCCUCCGCCUGAACGCCGCCUAACGAUCCUUAGCCCACAUAGCCCCUUAGCAACGACUGAACUGCAAUGGCCUACACCACCUGGUAUACGAGGUAGACGGAAGAAGGGCAUGGUUCUGCCCAAACUUAUAUUACCACGCAGCGACUCUGACGGAUCAGAAGUAUUUUUUGAAAGCUUCGACGUCGAGAAUGGUGGGGCGGCAGGCGGCGCGGGGGGCGCGCGCUCCCCGCUGGAGGGGGGCUCCCCCUCCGCCGCACUGGUGCUGCAGGCAAUGCCGCAGCGCCGCGAGUCCUUUCUCUACCGAUCUGACUCCGACUUCGAGAUGUCGCCGAAGUCGAUGUCCAGGAAUAGUUCCAUCGCCAGCGAAAGAUUCAAGGAGGCCGAGGCUGCACAACUGGACAGAGCCCACGGCGAAGACUUGAUCGUGACUCCGUUCGCGCAGGUAUUGGCUAGUCUGCGCAGCGUUCGCAACAACUUCUUGUCCCUCACAAAUGUACCCGUCGCAAAAUCGCGGAGGUCCUCGGGGGUGGCUACGGCUGUUACUCCGCAGCCCAAAAACUUUAAUCCAGGAGACGAAGCCUACAUGAAGCUAGCAUUGGAGACCGUUGAGGAGUUGGACUGGUGUUUGGAUCAGCUGGAGACUAUUCAAACACAUCGGUCCGUGUCCGAUAUGGCGUCUCUUAAGUUCAAACGCAUGCUCAACAAGGAACUGAGCCAUUUCUCCGAAUCCAGUAAAUCCGGCAACCAGAUCUCCGAAUACAUCUGCUCCACUUUCUUGGAUAAACAACAAGAGUUGGACUUGCCGUCCUUGCAAGUUGAAGAAAACACUGAACGCACCAAAAAGAAAGAAAAACCGCGUCAUGGCGGGCCAGGAGGUACCAUGUCACAAAUAUCCGGUGUGAAGAGGACACUGACACAUACAAACAGCUUCACCGGCGAGCGUGUGCCGAGAUACGGCGUGGAAACACCUCACGAGGAGGAGCUCGGUCGUUUGCUCGGAGAACUGGAUCGCUGGGGUGUCGACAUCUUCCGCAUCGGCGACCUGACAUGCGGCCGUCCGCUGACGGCCGUCGCCUACGCCGCGUUCACAUCGCGCGAACUCCUCAACACGCUGCAGAUUCCCGCACGCACUUUCAUAGCGUUCGUAAUCACCCUCGAAGAGCACUAUGUGCGUGACAAUCCCUUCCACAACUCUCUGCACGCCGCUGACGUGACGCAAUCGACGAAUGUGCUGCUCAAUACGCCGGCACUCGACGCCGUGUUUACGCCAAUCGAAGUGUGUGCUGCGUUGUUCGCCGCCUGCGUGCAUGACGUUGACCAUCCCGGUCUCACCAACCAGUUCCUGGUCAACUCCAGUUCAGAGCUCGCUCUCAUGUAUAACGACGAGUCUGUACUAGAGAACCAUCAUCUCGCUGUCGCUUUUAAACUGCUCCAGAACGACGGUUGCGACAUUUUCGUCAACCUCCACAAGAAGCAGAGGCAGACGCUGCGCAAGAUGGUAAUAGACAUGGUGCUCUCCACGGACAUGUCGAAGCACAUGAGCCUUCUUGCCGAUCUCAAGACCAUGGUUGAGACCAAAAAAGUGGCCGGUAGCGGCGUCCUGUUGCUCGACAACUACACGGAUAGGAUACAAGUGCUGGAGAAUCUCGUGCAUUGUGCCGAUCUGAGUAAUCCUACCAAACCGUUACCGCUGUACAAGCGCUGGGUCGCUCUGCUCAUGGAGGAGUUCUUCCAACAGGGCGACCGCGAGCGGGAGCAGGGGAUGGAUAUAAGCCCGAUGUGCGACAGGCACAAUGCUACUAUUGAGAAAUCUCAAGUCGGUUUCAUCGACUAUAUCGUGCAUCCAUUGUGGGAGACUUGGGCGGACCUCGUUCAUCCUGACGCCCAAGAUAUACUGGACACGCUGGAGGAGAACCGCGACUACUACCAGAGCAUGAUACCACCGUCGCCACCGCCGGCACCUGUCUCCGCCUCUCAUUCGGGAGCCGACGACGAUCGUCCGGAACAAAUACGCUUCCAGGUAACAUUAGAGGAGGGUGAGGGUUCCGAAGAGUGCGAGGGGGAGGGAGAUGGUGGGAUGUGACGGAAACUACUGGGAAUCUGCAAGAAACUCUCUGAGAAGAUGCAGGUGUGGUGGAAGCUCUGGCAGUAGACGCCCUAGGCGGCGCCCUUGUCGGAAUAGUAAUACACUUGUUAACGCUUAACGUCAGAGCCGUGUGCAGCAGCAUGCGCCCGCUCCGACACUAUUUGUAUGAAUACUACGCAAUGUUGUCUAGAGUUACCUAACGACUCAAUGUGUCCCUCCAAUGACUGUGUAACAUUCGAUCGUCUAGUGUUUUUACUAUCCUUUCAUUUUGUCGUGUUACCAAAGAGCUGUGUGGUGGUUUAGCCGAGUCGUCUGUCUCUCUCCCGUGUCCCUCGUGUCAGUAGUCGGUAUUCGCGUAACGUUACGGUGUAAGUAGCAUUAGAGGUCGGCGCCGCAUGUCCGGCGCUGGCUAAGUAAGGACAUUGAAAACGCUUAUUAAUUGGUAUGAAAGGGUAAUUUAUAUUGUCAUAUCAUCCACUUUCUCAUAUUUAAUACGGGUUUGCGAUAAUGAUGUUAUUCACCAAAAUAUAUUAACGUUAUAGGUAUCCUAAAAUAAAAUACUAUUUUAAGGUAAAUUUUAAAAACGCCUUUUCGGAGUUGUUGUUGUAUCGUUUUUUCUGAAUAUUUAAUAUUCGACAUGUCUCUCGCCGAAUGACACUACCGAGAACAUCCUGUUAGAUAGCUUUACUUGAUUUGAAUUACCUUGUAGCACCUCAUUUCUAACGAAGGAUCGCUGGCGAUCCCUUUAUUUUCUCUUUAGAGUAAUGUAUUAUUUUUGUAAAUUACGUACAUAUUUUAAUUCUAAUUUCAUUCACCUAAAUAGUCAUUUUAAAAUAGGUAUAUUUAAAUAUCUUCGCGUAUGCAACUAACGGCUUGAAUCUUUGAACCGAACUAAUAGUACUAACAGAGGCGUGGUUUGCGACAGUACUAAUUAAGAGGCAUACGAUAGUGACGUGGGCCGGGUCUUGCAAUAGUACUUCUAAGUAGAUAGUUUCCGAAACUGCGCACAACGAUGUUCUCUCUCGUAUCAAUGUAAAUGCUCAUUUCACACAACUCGAAGUUUGUAUGUAUCUAUAUGUAUACAUUUAAAUGUGCCUAGCUUGUUGUCUUCGCGACGCCUCAGAUCUGAAUCCGCGGCUCGCAUCCUUUUCUUGUAGCCAUUACCAAAGUAGUGAUUAGGUUUAGAUGCCUCAACCCAAUAAUCCACGUUGACUAAACUUACUCCCGUAUUCGUUUACAUCGGGGUGUAAUACUUAAUUAACUGUAUUAUGUGCAUUUCAUAGGAGCCGUCAUCUUAGUUUACGAUUUUAUUAUUUGUGAGCUGGUCUCUGUAUUUUAUGUACUCAAAAGAUAUUUGUUUACUAUAAAUAAUCGUUUAAAUAAAUUUCUCGCCGUCAAAUUUGUUUGUUGCAACGGAAAAGGUACAUUUAUUAACAACGGACAGUAUUACCCUGUUAAUCGCACUAAUCAUUCAUCGGUGUUAAGAAUGAAGGUCCAAUGUACAAUAUUUUCGUAGGUAAAUUAAGAUUCAACUGGCGACCAAAUUCUGUCGCCUUUAGCAUUCUUAAAAAUUGUAAUUUCUUAUUUUAAAAUUUCACAUAGUAGAAUUCGAUGUGUCAAAAGCGACGAAAUUAAUUUGGAACGCUUAUCUACAGUAUAUAUGUAUGUUUAAACAAAUCAUUACGCUUAUAAACGAUUGUUUAAAAUUAUGGUAACAAUUGUGUAUGUAUGUUAAUGUUGGAUAAAGAUAUUUGUACUAUAUUAUGAUCUGUGUAAAAAACUUUCUUACGUACUCAAUAAGUACAAUACCAUAUUCAUUCGUAAUUUAAGAAUACACUGCAUGUUGGACAAAAUCUUAGAAUUACCGAUGUUGUGGAAUACAUCCAAAUUCGUCAAGUUCAGACUUGUAAAUGUUUAGUCGUUACAAUGUUUACUUUAUCUGUGGCAGAAGUUUGUAGCAGCUGCACUGCCGAUUAUUUUGAUAAAAUUCUGAUUCGAUGUACUUUUUGCAUCCUUUACGAAUUUGGAACAUUUUACUUUUAAAUAUUAGAACAAAAUAGCAUAUGUUAUUACCUAUAACCUACUCGAAAAUAUUAAAUUGUAACUAGAUUUAAAUACGCUUGCUGUAAAAACUUCGUUGCAGUUAAUAGAACUAUUACAUGUAUUAAAUGUUUAUUAUUGUAAUCAAAUAACAUAAAGUGGUCGUGAUAUGUUAUAUCCCCUAUCGUUUUAUCGUAUUGUGUUUGUUUUGUUUUCUGUUCAUCUAACUCGAUUUUUACCAAAGAGCAAAGUUCAAAGGUUUUAUGUGAUAUUUUAUUGAGUUGGCUAUAUGUACAUCUGGCAUGUCAUAAUUUUACUUGAAUCCUGUAGUCUCUCCCUGAAGCUUGGAGCGCUAAUAUUUUAUUGAUGUGGAGAACUAUCGCUAAUAUGAAUAAUACUUAGAUAAAUUAUUAUAAAUACCGAGUUAAAAGUGUGCAAUGCUGGUCAUUUGCAUUACUUUUUAUGUUUAAAUAAAAUAGCUUGUAAUAGUUUUAAUGAAUAUUUGAG